AAAAAAAAGUACAGAACAUCUUUCAGCAAGGUGCAGCUGGAAAAGUUGGAGUCCUGUUUUGAGAAUGCAAAAUAUCUGACGGUGCACGACAGGGUCGUCCUGUCGAGAAACCUUAAAUUGACGGACAAUCAGAUCAAGACCUGGUACCAAAACAGAAGGUUGGCGCGCGCAAUAACAUUGUUUUGA
This is a messenger RNA of Helobdella robusta, 186 nucleotides long. RefSeq lists its product as hypothetical. Gene Ontology annotation, molecular function: DNA binding. The record is from RefSeq and is a predicted model, not a curated record. The annotation marks the transcript as partial. The transcript has a single exon. NCBI's taxonomy places the organism in Eukaryota, Metazoa, Annelida, Clitellata, Rhynchobdellida, Glossiphoniidae.